UGUCAGCAACAGGUUCUACUCUGAGCAACACGGCUGCUAAACGUGAACAUUUCUCCCAUAAUACGGCUCUCCUUGGACAAUAAACCUUCACGGUGUGCGGGGGAAACCGUCCGGAAGUCGUGGAAGAUAAUUUCGGACCCCUCAGAAGCUCGGAAAGUUGAUGUUUUUCGGCCGCUGUGAGAGAGAUGGCUGCGAGCCGUAGCUGAGGACGCCGCCGGGAGUUCCCCCUCUCUGCCUCUGCCACCUGCAAAAAUGAAUGGUGUGUGGGCGAUCUCCCCGGAGGAGAGGGUCAAACAUGAUCAGAAGUUUGACACCCUCUCCCCAUCAAUGGGCUAUGUCUCAGGGGAGCAGGCAAGGAAGUUUUUGCUCCUAUCGGGGCUUCCUGCUUCAGUUUUGGCGGAGAUAUGGGCUCUGGCUGACAUGAAUAAAGAUGGAAAGAUGGACAGGUUGGAGUUCUCCAUCGCUAUGAAGCUCAUAAAGCUAAAACUCCAGGGUACACCGCUUCCCUCAGGACUGCCGAUCAUCAUGAAGCAGCCUCCCGUGCCGGCUCCCAGCCUUAAUAACCCCACCUCAUUGUUGACCAACCCAGCCUAUGGUAUGGCUACUGUGCCUAACAUGUCCAUGAUGACUGGAACAAGCCUUCCAAUGUUUACGCCCAUCUCCAUGGCCACCCCUGGACACUCACUUUUGACUCCAAUGACAGGCUACACCCCUUUGGUUCCUACAGCAACGGGCCUGAGCCCUCUAGUAAUCUCCACCCCCUCCAGGUCGAUGAUGCCCACCAUGGGAAGCGCCACCUUGCCCAACGGCUCCAUUGGACUUCUCGACCCGUACGCAGUUGGAGCUUUGGCCAGUGGCGUACCUCGCUCUGCAUCCCCCUACUCCUCUUCGCUCGGACUCUCCUCUUCUGGUAUGAAGGCCUCAUCCAUGAUGGACCUCGGAUCUAUCGGCUCGGCGUCCUCUUCCCCCUCUGUGAUGUCCCCCAUGGCUACCGUUCCCAGCGACUGGGCCGUGCCUCAUGCCGCCAGGCUCAAAUACAGACAGCAGUUCAACAGCCUGGAUAAACACAUGUCAGGAUACCUCAGUGGUCAGCAGGUGAGAGGUGCCAUGGCGACCACAAUGCUGACUCAGACACAGCUGGCUUCCAUCUGGACUUUAGCUGAUGUGGAUAAGGACGGGAAACUCAAAGCUGAGGAGUUCAUCCUGGCGAUGCAUCUCGUGGACUGCGCAAAGUUUGGACAACCGCUGCCGCUAACACUGCCAACGGAGCUGGUGCCGCCCUCGCAAAGGGCUGCAGUGAAUGGAUCCAGUUCUCUCUAUGCUGCGCUGACUGAUGACUUGGACAUAGAACCGGCACAGAAAUCCAAAUACAACAUGUCGUUUGAGGAUAAAUUCAAAGCCAACCUGGAGCGAGGGAACGCAGAACUGGAGAAGAGACGGCUGACGCUGCAGGAUGCACAGAGGAGGGAGAUGGAGCGGCAAGCUCAGAAGGCGAGAGAGGAGCAAGAGAGGAGAGACAGGGAGGCUCGGGAGAUCGAGGAGAGGAGGAGGAGAGAGGAGGAGAGGAGAGAAAGGGAGGCUCGGGAGAUCGAGGAGAGGAGGAGGAGAGAGGAGGAGAGGAGAGAAAGGGAGGCUCGGGAGAUCGAGGAGAGGAUGAGGAAAGAGGAGGAGAGCAGGCUUGAGCGACAGAAAGAAUUGGACAGGCAGAAAGAAGAAGAGAGACUGAGAGAGAUGGAGAGAAAAGAGGCUGCACAGCGGGAGCUCGAGCGUCAGAGGAAGGAGGAGUGGGAGAGGAGGCGGCGAGGGGAGCUCCAGAUGAAGAAGGUGCAGGGCCAGGACGACAUCACCAGAUUGAAAGCGAAGAAGAUGAGUCUUGAGAUGGAGCUGGAGGCCGUGGGUAACAAGCACCGUCAGAUCUCAGACCGACUGCAAGACUUUCAGAACAAGAAGAAGCAUCAGAAGACGGAGCUGGAUCUGACCAUUCAGAGGAAAGAGACUCGCCAUCAGGACAUUACCGUCCUCCAGAAAGAGCUGGAGGAGUUCCAGAGGAAGUUGUCCCAGCUGACUCCGGAGCAGAAGAGACUGACUGAGAAACUCAGAAACAUGUCUGUACAUAACUUGCCUGUGUCGAGUGUGUCGUCCCUGAAGGUGGGCGUCACAGAGAAGAAAGGGACUUGUCUGAAACUGCGAGAGCAGCUGGACGUCCUGGAGAGAGAGACGGCUGCCAAACUGUCUGAGAUGACCAAGUAUCACAAAGAUAUGCAGGAAAUGACAGGAAGCCAGAGAAAACAACAGGCGUCUCUUGAGAAUUUACGGAGCAUCAAAGAAGACAAACGGCGUGAGCUGAGUCGAAGGAAGGAAGAAGAAGAGCAGACGAGGAGGAGUAGAGAAGAGAGGAAAAAGCAGGAGGAGGAUGAAGCUCAGAGGCUUCUUAAAAUAGAAAAAGAGCACCAGUGGCAGGAGAAGCUAAGGAAGGAUGAAGAGGAGCGUCAGAGGAGGCUUCAGGAAGAGAAUGAGGCCAAAAAGAGGGAGGAGGCGGAGAGAGAGAGACAGGCUCUCAUCCAGGCUGCCAAGGAGCAGGCUGAGCGAGAGCUCAGGGCGAAGGAGGAGGUCGAGCAAAAGAGAAGAGAGAUGGUGGAGAGGAAGAAAAAAGAAGAGGAGGAGCGGCAGAAGCAAGCGGAGAGAAGGAGGCAGGAGGACGAGAGGAGGCAGCUCGAGGAGGAGAGGAGGCAGCUCGAGGAAGAGAGGAGGACACUUGAGGAAGACAGGAGGAAAGAGGGGAAGAGACGGAAAGAGGACGAUGAGCAACGCAAGAGGGAGGAAGAGAGGAAGCUGUUGGAGGAGGAGCGCAGAGAGGAGGAGCGCAGAAGAGAAAAGGAAGAAGAGGAGAGAAGGAGACAGAGGGCGGCUGUGGCCGCCGUCCGAGAUGCAGAGGAGAGGAGAAAUCAAGAGGACGACAGAAAGAAGAGGGAGGAGGAUGAGAGGAGACAGAGGGAUGAAGACAAGAGGAGGCUUCAGCAGCAGCAGGAUGAGGAUAGGAGGAAGCGUGAGGAGGAACGAAAGAGGGUGGAGGAGGAGAGGAAGAGGAAACAGGAGGAAGAGGAGAGGAGAAAAGCAGAGGAGGUGAGAAAGAGAAAGGAGGAGGCGUCUCGUCAGCAGCACCCCCCGGCGGUCGGAGGGAGGAAGGUGGAUAUUCAGUCGAAACUGGCCGCUCUGAUGAGAGGAGUGGAGGAGAGGAAAGGUGGACAGCCCAGGGCCACGCAGCACAGGAAGUCUGCCGCCCUCACAUCUUUCAAAGCCCUCUACCCGUUCAACGCCCGAAACAAUGAAGAGCUCAACUUCAACGCGGACGAUCUGAUCGAGGUCGACGAGUCGUUGGAGCGGGAGGAAGGUUGGCUGUACGGCAGCCAACAGGGGAAGAUGGGCUGGUUCCCAGAGAGCUACGUGGAGAGAGUGGCCCCGUCAGACACGGCGAACGCCGCCGCCGCCGCCGCCGCUCCUAUAGUGCCGCUCCAGUCGCAGCUUUCCAGUGCGCUGGAGGGCAUGAAGGCAGCAGGCACUAAAUCUGCCUUCACGCCAACGCACUCUCCAAACCCCGCGCCCUCUGAGACACAGGGACAGCGGGUGGUGGGUAACCUGCAGGCCCAGGCCCUGUGUUCGUGGACGGCAAAGACGGACAGCCACCUGAACUUCAACAAGGACGACGUCAUACAGGUGUUGGAGAAGCAGGAGAAUUGGUGGCUGGGAAAGCUGAACAGUGAACAGGGCUGGUUCCCCAAAACAUAUGUGACAGUGCUGGGAGAAGAGGAGAGCUCAGACAUGAAGAGCUCCCCUCCUGAUGCUUCGGAGUCUAGCGACAGCCUUCAGCUCGAAGAAUACACGGCGCUGUACACCUACGACUCCCCGGAGCUCACGGAUCUGACGUUUGGAGAGGGAGAUUUGAUCUUGGUGAGCAAGAAAGAUGGAGAGUGGUGGCACGGCUCCAUCGGCGCCAGCGCCGGCGUCUUCCCCAGCAACUACGUCAAGCCGAAGGAGUCGGAUACAUCCAGCAUAUCUGGAAAGAAGAAAGAGAUCGCCCAGGUGAUCAGAGCCCGCCCCUCUGCCAGCCCUGAGCAGCUGAAUCUGGAAAACUCCCAGCUCAUCCUCAUCCUUGGCAAGAACGCCUCCGGCUGGUGGCUCGGAGAACUGCAGGCCCGUGGUAAGAAGCGUCAGAAGGGCUGGUUUCCUGCCUCUCAUGUCAAAAUACUGGGAUCCAACAGCGGCAAGUCCACGCCAGCCCCCCAACCAGUCUGUCAGGUGAUCGCCAUCUACGACUACACGGCCGCCAACGGGGACGAGAUGAGCUUCUCCAAAGGUCAGCUGAUCAACGUGUUUGACAAAAGCGACCCCGACUGGUGGAAAGGGGAGGUCAACGGGGUCACUGGUCUCUUCCCCACGAAUUACGUGAAGAUGACCACGACGGAGUGCGACCCCAGCCAGCAGUGGUGUGCAGACCUAAACAGCCUGGACUCCUUGAGUACUCAGGAGAAGAGGAGGCAGGGUUACAUCCAUGAGCUGAUUGAGACGGAGGAGAAAUACAUGGAAGACUUGCAGAUUGUUCUGGAGGUUUUCCAGAAGCCGAUGUCCGAGUCGGGUCGGCUGAACGACGCGGAGAUGGCCAUGAUCUUCGUCAACUGGAAAGAACUGCUGGCCUGCAACUCCAAAUUUCUCAAGGCGCUCCGUGUGCGUAAGAAGAUGGGUGGGGAGAACAUGCCGGUGCAGAUGAUCGGAGACAUCCUGGCCGCGGAGCUGUCCCACAUGCAGCCCUACAUCCGCUUCUGCUCCUGCCAGAUCAACGGCUCCAUGCUGCUGCAGACGCGCAUCGACAGCGAGCCCAACUUUAAGGACUUCCUCAAGAAAAUUGCCACAGACUACAGGUGUAAAGGCAUGCCGCUGUCCAGCUUCCUGCUGAAGCCCAUGCAGAGGAUCACACGCUACCCGCUGCACAUCAAAAACAUCCUGGAGAGCACCGGAGAGGGCCACUCUGACCGAGACCCUCUUAAAGAGGCUCUGGAGAAAGCGGAAGAACUCUGUCAACAGGUCAACGAGGGCGUGAGAGAGAAGGAGAACUCUGAACGACUGGAAUGGAUUCAGAACCACGUUCAGUGUGACGGUGCUACAGAGCACCUGGUCUUUAACUCUCUCACCAACUGUUUGGGCCCCAGGAAACUUCUCCACAGUGGCAAGAUGAACAAGGUGAAGAGCAACAAGGAACUUUCGGCUUUCCUCUUCAGCGACUUUCUGCUUUUGACUCACGCGGUAAAGCAGUUCACGUCGUCCGGGCCCGAUAAGCUGUUCAGCAACAAGAACAAUGUACAGCUCAAGAUAUACAAGCCGCCGGUGCUGCUCAAUGAAGUUCUGGUGAAGCUGCCGGAUCCUUCGAGCGACGAGCCCACUUUCCACAUCUCGCACAUCGAUCGAGUCUACAUACUCAGGACCGACAACAUCAAUGAACGGACGGCUUGGGUUCAGAAGAUCAAGGCUGCGUCUGAAGAAUUUAUUGAAACAGAAAAGAAAAAAAGGGAGAAGGCCUAUCAAGCCCGAUCUGUGAAGGCGAGUGGAAUCGGCAGACUUCUUGUCACCAUCUUGGAGGCCACUGAGCUCAAAGCAGGCAAACCCAAUGGUAAAAGUAACCCGUACUGUGAGGUGACCAUGGGGGCUCAGAUAUUCACGUCCAGAACGCUCAACGACACUCUGAACCCCAAGUGGACUUUUAACUGCCAGUUCCACAUCAAGGACCUCUACCAGGACGUCCUCUGCAUCACCAUCUUUGAAAGAGACCAGUUUUCACCUGAUGAAUUUCUGGGUCGGACCGAGGUUCCCGUGGCAACCAUUAAGAAAGAGUUGGAGAACAAGGGACCAGUCACGCGUCGUCUUCUGCUGCACGAGGUUCCCACAGGGGAGGUGUGGGUCCGCCUGGACCUGCAGCUCUUUGCCAACAAAUAGACUUGUAGGAUGGACCGAGAAUCAUAAUCCGACCGAGAUUUCCAAAUGAGGAUAUUUCCCACCAAAUGAGACUUUUGCUUUUUGUCUCCUGACCAACGUCGAAUGGUUCCACCUCCACAACCCCAAAUCAAACAACACACCCCUGAGCUGAACAUGCCUUAAGAUUUCAAUAUUAACCAGCACUAAUAAUCUGAAUCUUCCAGUAAGCGUAUGCCAUCAUCUGAACCCACCAAUAGCAGUAUGAUUUCUCCUCUUUUUUUCUGGCUCAUGACCUCAGAUAGAAUGCGGUAGCGCAGCUGCAAGCUACUGUUUGCAGCAGUUUGCAGCAGCACCACAUGAACCGUGCUCUCGGGGUCAAAGAACCAACUACAGCCUGGCUCGUGAAGCUGAAUCUGGGUCUUCUGCUGUAUGAAUGUGUAGCCCGCAGAAGGAGGUAGACCUGGACAAAGACUCUUCAGAAACAAAUAGUCAUAAGAUUAAUAAAUCGAUACAAUAUAAAGGCUCUUAUCUAUCUUAACAGCUCCGUAUCUCAUUGACAACAGCUGGACUUUCAGUGAUUGAGGCCGAUUUGCCACGUCUGGUCAGCCGAGGCCGUUUGAUGGGUUGCGGUGUUUUCUCUCAACGUACGGGACGUGUAUAGGUCGGCUUCUCGUGAAUGGUGACCCUGCAACCUUUUGGAGUUAAUUGAUAAACCCCCGGCCUUGAGUCAAGUCUUCUUUUUAGUCUUUUUAAAAUCCAUCAGUUUCUAAAACCGUUUAGGUUGAUGUUGGUCUCUGUGAUAUUUUUUAUUUUCAUUCUGUGUGCAGAAUCAUCCCAGAACAAGUUGGUUGGAUGGCAAGUUGUUUUCGGUGGCAGAGUGCCGCCGGUAUAAAUAACCUGUACGCUGAACACCGUGAACUCGCUUUACGGCUGAGUCGGCGCUUCCUGCCUUUUCAGUGCGGAGGACUUUGAGGACUUUGAGGCGAUGCAGAUCGACUGUAUCUGCUCACUUUUAUUUUGACUUCACUUUCCUCCCAUCAGACAGAUGAUGUCAUCCUCCAGUCCUCCGCCUCACUGACUGCAAUAGUGUUCAUCUCCGUUGCCUCCAGAAGUUGCCCUUCAUAAACACCCAUGAACACGUCACAAGGAUGUCGUGCGUCAAAGCUUUUUCAUCUAUCCCGUCGGUCGACUUCUCGUUGUCCUUCUACAUCCGGUUUCUUUUCUAACGGAGCGCAGCACUUCCUGCUGCUGCUCUCCGUGUCACACCCAAAAAAAGCUGUUGUAUUUAUUUCUUAAUUUAUGCGCGUGUGACUAUCCAAAGGUGUGUUGCGGCUUCGCUUGCUGUGUCCUUGUGGAUAAUCGGUUGGUACACUGGAUUUGUUGUUUUGUGUGAGCUCAACUCUUGAAGCUGUUCCGGGGACACAUGUCGAUACUGUUCCGAAAGCAAAGGAGUUUUACUGUAAGAAGACGAGGUCCCCGGGCGCUUGUUACGCCUGCUGUUUUGUACACUUAAAUUGUUUUUUUCUAUUCAUAAAACUCAAGUUUUCAAGUCCUGCAUUAACCUUUUUAUGUUCUGUUGAAUUUUGGAAAAUGUGCAAAUAGACUGCACAAAGAUCCUCUUCUGUGUAGGGUGUUGAAUUUUGCUUUUAAUUUUAAUUUUCUGCAGCGUUGUGCGUUGACUGCUGCUGUGCUAACGGAGAUAAAGACCUCUCGAGGUCGACCUGGAGUCUGUAACCUGCUGUUUGUACUCACUUUGGCCUCCAUGUGGCGCUCUCUGAAUCAGGGUUUCUUAAGUCAAAAUAAAGAUCUAUUAAAAGUGAACAAA
Pseudoliparis swirei is the source of this 7789-nucleotide messenger RNA. It is a transcript of the gene itsn2b, whose product is annotated as intersectin 2b. The record is from RefSeq and is a predicted model, not a curated record. The transcript is spliced from 40 exons. Gene Ontology annotation, biological process: positive regulation of Rho protein signal transduction; intracellular signal transduction. Lineage: Eukaryota; Metazoa; Chordata; Actinopteri; Perciformes; Liparidae. Gene Ontology annotation, molecular function: guanyl-nucleotide exchange factor activity; calcium ion binding; protein binding. The coding region runs from base 253 to 5985 and encodes 1910 amino acids.